AUGGGAACAUGUUUAGCGAAUAAUGUAAAAAUAUCGGAAGAUUAUAUGAAGAAUUAUUAGAAUUAAAAAUAAUUUACCUAUCAAUAAAAGUAGUAAGUUUCUUUAGAAGAAGAACCAAUACACAUGUUUAAUAUUGAGAUUGAUUUACAGAAUCCAGUAUUCACUUUACAUCAUUAUGAUCCAUUAUUGAUAGAGGAUAUCUAUUAAGGUGAAUUGAGUUCAGAUGGGAAUGUAAAAUAAAAUUUUGAAAAUCCAAAAUAAGUUUAGAGAUUGAAAUUAGAGAAUCCUAAAGAAUUUAAAAGAGUAUUUAAGGAACUCAGAAGUUAAUAUUAUACACUUUAAAAUUACAUCUUACCAAAUAUUAAGGUUGAAUAAAUUAAGAAUGAUUAUUAUAUGGUGAGCCCAAUUAUAAAUAAUAAUAACACUAGGGAGGAUAUUAAUGGUGUAAUACGCCAAGUAAAUAACAAUAUCUAUAAUUUAAGGUAGUCGAUUACAAAGGCAAAUCAUUAAUAAAUAUUGUACAAUCAGAGAGUAAAUAUGUUGCAAUAUAUUGUAUAAUAAUAUAAAAUGAAAACAUAAGGUUUAUUGAUACAUUAUAAGAUUAUAAUUUAAACAAAUUUAAUAAGAUUUAAUAGGGAAAUAUGUUUUUUUAUUAAAUACUAGAUAAUUAAAUUUAGAAUAAUCAUUUACCUAUUUAUUUUAAUGGUAAUUACAUUUGUGAAUUACUUAUAUAAAAAAAUAAGAAUAAACCAAAUUUAUUGUAAUUAAAGAUUGAUUUAAAUGAUGGUCUAUAUUUACUUAGUUAUUAAUCAUUAAAAGAACAUAUGAAAAGAAGAUUUAUGAAAUAAUAUCAUUUAUGGUCAUGUUUUUGUUUAUCAGAUAAUAGAAAUAAACCAUAUUUUGCUUGUGCUAUAUUUGUGAAUUAUUUAAAGAAAUAACACAUUGAUUUAAAUAUAGAAGAAGAAUUGAGUAGAAUAUCAAAAGGUGGAAUAAUGUAUUUUACAUUUGAUAGAAUAAAAUGUUUGGAUUUAAAAUAUUAAUUAAAAUAGGAAGAAUUAAAUUAUAUAUUAUCAUCUGAAAUAGUUAAAGAAGUAAUCUAAGUUAGUCUCUCAAAUACUAGAAUCUUGAUGUCUUUUUUAGAGUAAAAAUUCUCAAUAAAAAUCAAAGAUAAAAUUAGACUUAUUGGUAAUAUAGAUUCUCAUUACUUUACAUCAAAAGCAUUUUAUAAAUAUAAUAAUUUUAUUGAAUCAUUUUAAACAAAAAUAGAAUCAUUAUAAUCAAUAAGAGAAAAGGCAUAUGAAUGGUUAUCAAGAAAUAAUUAACAAACAUCUUAUGAAUUGUAUUUGCCUAGUAUAUUUUAUAACUUAAAGAAUAUUAAAUUUUAUAUUCCUAAUUCUCUUAUUUUAUAUUAAUGGAUUGAAUAUUUAAAAUAAAUUGAUUGUUAAAAUAUUAUAUAGGAUGCAAAUUUAUUAUUAUAAAUAUAAAAUACAGAUUUAGUUAUGGAAACAUAAAACUAUGAUUUAAUUUAAUAUUAAUUAUUUGAUGCUCUAUUAAAAGGACAUUAUUUAGAGAGUCAAUUUUAAUGUAAUUAAGAAAGUUAAAGAUUUUAUGAAAUAGCUAUUAAAAUAUCUCGUUAAUGUUUUGGAGAUUUUAGAAAUAGAGGAAGUAUUUUAUAUCCAAUUGAAGCAUUUUGUUGGCAUCGAUUAUCAGUAUUUACUUCCCAAAAUGGAGAUGUUGAAUAUUAGAGUGUUAUUCAAUAUUUCUUUUCUCAAUUUAUAUAAAUUCCAUUACCUUGUAAUAAUAUCUAAUGUCAUAAUUAUAAAAAUAAAGAUUUAAUCUAAGUAUUAAGAGCUUCAAUAAAAGGAUUUAUGUUAUAUGAUUGGUUAUUUAAAAGAUUUAAUGAACUUUAAGGAGAAAAUAUUUAAAUAUUUGAACCAUAAUUUUGUUAUCAACCAGGAUAAAUCAUAUUAUGGGGAUUCAAUUAAAAUUAUCAAUUAGGAUAGAUGUAUUAAUUAAAAUAUAAAAUUCCCAUAUCUUUAAAGAGUGAUGUAAUGUUUGUAAAAAUGGCAUGUGGAUACAAACAUACAUUAGCAAUAAGUAAUACAGGUAGAAUAUAUUGUUGGGGUAAUAAUGAAGAUGGUAAAUGUGGGAAACCAUCUGAAAUCAAAUAUGUUGAAUAUCCUCAUCUAAUUGAAAGUUCAUUUGAUUGCAUUUCAAUAGAAUGUGGACAUGAUCAUUCUGUUUAUGUCAAUUCAAAAGGUAUAGUAUACUCUUGGGGAUGUGGAGAAGGAGGUUUAUUGGGAAACAAUAGUAUGAUAUCUACUCAUAUUCCAUAAUAAGUGUUGAUUCCAGGUGCUUGCAAAUAAAUGAAAUGUGGUGGACUACAUAAUGCUGCUAUUGUUGAAGAUAGAUUAUAUGUAUGGGGAAGAGGAGAUGGAGGUUAAUUGGGAUUGCCACUUGAAUUAGGAAUGGAAAUAGCUAUUCCAACCAAAGUUGAUAUAGAAAAUAUAUAAUCAGUGGCUUGUGGUGAUGCUCAUACAAUAGUAUUGAAUAAUCAGAAAUAAGUAUAUGGAUGGGGAUAUAAUGAAUAAGGAUAAUUGGGUUUAUCUUUAGAUAUUACAAGUGUUAUAUAACCUACACUCUUAAUUGAAGAUGUUGAUUCAAUAUAUGCAGGAUCUUUAUAAUCAUAUUUUCUUAAGAAUGGUAAUUUGUAUGGAUGUGGUUGUAAUGAUGAUGGUUAAUUGGGGAUUGAUACUAAUAUAGAAUAAAAAGGAAUUCAAAUGAUUCUUAAUUAUAAGAUUGAUAAUAUAGCUAUUGGUUAAGAUCAUACAUUAUGUCAAUCUUAAGGAAAAGUAUAUGGUUGGGGAUUAAAUAAAUUUGGAGAAUUAUGUAAAUAAAUUUAGACUAAACCAAUGGAAUUAUUUGCAUAUAAAGUUUAAUCAAUUGGUUGUGGUGCUUAUCAUAGUGGAGUCGUAAUAGCUGGUACUGAAAAAUAUUCUGCUUAUAAUAAUGAAUAUGAUUAUAAAAUAUAAUUAAUUGAAUGA
Messenger RNA from Paramecium pentaurelia, 3044 nucleotides. Lineage: Eukaryota; Ciliophora; Oligohymenophorea; Peniculida; Parameciidae. The record is from the annotation of a GenBank genome assembly.